Messenger RNA from Lycium barbarum (goji berry), 834 nucleotides. RefSeq lists its product as uncharacterized. The record is from RefSeq and is a predicted model, not a curated record. Bases 1 to 834 code for a protein of 277 amino acids. The transcript has a single exon. NCBI's taxonomy places the organism in Eukaryota, Viridiplantae, Streptophyta, Magnoliopsida, Solanales, Solanaceae.
AUGGUAAUAUCAUGGUUGACAAGUUCUAUCUCACCAACCAUUGCUGAGAGUGUCCAGUACUCAGAGACUGCUGAGAGUAUAUGGAAACAAUUAGAGCGUCGAUAUGGAACUGUAAAUGGAACUAAAAUCUUUGAAAUAAAAAAGGAAUUGGCUUCUAUACAGCAGGGUUCUCUUGACAUUGCUUCCUAUUUUAACAAACUUAAAAAGUCUUGGGAUGAACUGGGGGCAAUGCGUAAGAGUCAUGGGAAGGAAUGCACUUGUGCUGCUAAAUCUGGGAUUGAAAAAGAUGAUGAAGAGGAUAAACUUUACCAAUUUCUCAUGGGUUUGAAUGACGUAUACGUGGGUGUUAGAAGUGAUAUGCUUAUGAUGCAUCCUCUCUCUUCUCUUGAUGAUGCUUAUAAUAUUCUUCUCCAAGAUGAGAACCAAAGACAAGUGCACUUCACUCCUAUGCUGAAUCCUGACUCUGCUUCCUUUAAUGCAAAUCUCAAUACUAAACCAAACUUCAACACUAGAUCACCACAACCUCCCUAUCAACCACCUAUUCCACCUAGGCAAUAUAAUCAGAAGGUCGACUUCAACCUCACUUGUCGGUAUUGCAAAACACCUGGUCAUACAAUUGAUAGGUGCUAUAAACUCCAUGGUUAUCCACAAAACCAUAAGUUUUUUAAAGGGAGAAAGGUGGCUGCAAAUGUGAGUGGUGAUGUUGAGUCUCCAGAUCCUCUUCAGAGAUGGGGUUGGUUGCCUCAUGCUGAUACUGCUCCUAAAGCUACAACCAGUUCUGCUGGUGCUUCAGGAGAGAUGGCCUCUUCCAUACCUGGCCUGUCUAUGAAUUAG